AUGACCUUUAGUGAGAGGGACGCGAUACUCAAUGAUGAUGAGGAGUGGGUGAAUAUUCCAACGGUGUUGCGCAGUUUUCUUCGUCAGAUAAACAACGAAUUGCAGAAUAAUCGUCUUACCUGUGAUGCGUUUCUUGACGACCAGAAGGAACAUGAUCGUCUGCUAAAAGGGAUUUUGUCAAAGCAACUGGAACGAGAAUUGGAAAUGAAAAAAUCUGAACUGACCAUGCAACAGGAGUGUCAAGAGGUUCAAGCAUCUUUUUCCGAAGUGCUGGGGACUAUUCGCGAACAAAUGCGUCAUUUAAAUGAAGAACAACAACAAAUAAGGGAUCGUAUUCGACAAAUUGAGAACAGAGUAAAUGACACAAUUGCGAUGCAUGAUGAGGUACGCGCAGAGUCAAGCGCCCUGUCUAAAAAAAUUAACCAACGUUCUAUGGAGUUGGAAAGAGAAAUAAACAACAAAUUUAGGGAGUUAUUAGGCUCUGUCGAAGAGUUGAAAACGAAUGUUCGGUUAGUAUCCGAGAGGCAGGAUGCUGGAGUGAGAGAAACCAAAAAGGAGUUGGAAGGUUCCAAUGUGGCGUGGCGGCAACUUGGUGAUGCAGUAUCUGUGGAAAUGGAUAACCUUAGAAUUCACUUUCAACAGCAUGAAGAUGCGUUGGGGGAACUCAAAUCAUUCAAAACUGAAACGGAACGUGAAAUUAAAAAACGCGUAAAGGCAUACACACAUUUGCAUGAAAAGAUUUGUAACAGUCUGGGGAUGGUGAAACAGCUGGAAAUAUCCUCAGAGGAUCGCUUUGAGACUGUAUUUAGCGCGUUGGAGAAGUCGCAGGCCUUGACGGAGAAACUUUCCCAACUUUAUCAUAAAAGAGAUGAGGAUAACAAUUCUUUGAUGACGGUUCUUAGAAAGGCUCAAGGUACGUACAAUGCUUUGACAGGUGAUCUUAAGAAGGCAAUUGAUCUUCGGUUAACCCAACAUGGAACCGAUUUGGAACAGUUGAAUAGACGUAUCCGUGAUUUAUACCCGUCUAAAGACGAGGUAACUGCACUUGUAAAUGAAAAGAGCGAGAGAGUCUUGCCAUAUAUCGAGGAAAUGCGUCAACGAAUAGAGGCCAUAGAGUCUGCUAUGAUAAACAAACCUAAUCCGAUUAUGGAUAUAGAAAACGCUGUAAAUGAACUGAUGAAAAACGAUCGGCAUAAUUACGAACGCAAAUAUGCGGAACUUCAUCAAUUUAUUUCAAAUGAAAGAAGUACGCUUCAGAAUGAGAUUAAAGACAUCAAAACAACUGUAGGAAUUUUGAAUGGCAGAUGCGAACAGGCAAUGCACGCUGUGAGAAGGGUUGACAACAUUGAAGGGGAUGUACAGAGACUGGGUAAACAGGUAAACGAUUACAAUGAAUCCUUGAAAUGUGUGCGCAACGAUAUGGAUGCCUUUACGACUGCCUCGAAUACAAUUCAGGAGAGAUCAGGCAUGAUAUUUAAUAAAAAUAAUAAAAAUGAUCCCCAUAGCAUGAUAUGCCGAGAGCGUGAUGUGAAAAAAUGUGUAACGGAGGUGGAGUUUCUUGAAUUGAAGGCUUCUGUUGAGCGAGAAGAAGAAAAUUUGGGUCGUUAUGCCGCCCAGCUUAAUGAGAUACAGCAACGCACCUCAAGGUUUGAGAACCUUGUAAAGGAGGUUCCUCGAACUUAUCAGCGUUACAUGGAGGCUUUGGAUAAAAAGUUAUCUCCGGCGUUGCUUGAAUUGGAUGUGUUGCAAAGGCGUAUUGCUGCUUUGGAGCUCAGGCAUGCAGCAGAUGAGCCGCAUGAAGUCAAGCGUCAUUCAUCGCCUACUCGUCAUGAAGAAAGUGAGCUUGAAAGUCUGCGACUCAAUAUUCAGCAGAAUCAAGCUUUACAAUUUGCUCAGCGAAAAAUUCAAGAAGUGGAUGUGCGAUUAGAUGGUCUUCAGGUUUUAUGCAACCGCCUGGAGAGAAGAGUGGAAACUUUGUCAAGGGAAGUUGCGGAUGUCUCUGAAAAAAGUUCCUCUAUUCAAGAGGAACAGCACCUGAAAAAAGUUUUUGAAGAUGAAAUGAAAAGAGUUUUUGGACAAUUAAGUGAGCUGAAAAAAGAGAUGCGGUCCUGUGAAAAGGGUGUGAAAUCAAGGGAAAGGUCUCUCCUUGUCCUGAAAUCCGAUAUGCAAUCAAUAAAGACCUCUUUUGAAAGUGUUUCGGAUUUAAUAGUAACAAUGGAGAAGACUCUGGGGUCUUGUAUCACUGUCACGUCGGAUGAAUGGAAGAAAGUUUAUGAGGCUGUAUCCACAUUUUCAGGGUACAAACUGGAUGAUGUGCUACGGAGACUGCAGAAGGAGUCUGAAGCCUUUGUCUCCGUGGAGAGGUUUCGCCUUGUUGAGGAGGCAUUGGCUGAGAUAAGCAGCGAACAAAUGGAGUUCAAACGAUAUCUGGAGCAAUUCCAGGAAUCCGGUUUGGAGAAGGUGCAUAUGAAUAUUCUUCCACAGAGUGGCGAUGACCUGAAUCAACCACGUUUUACGCUCGAGGAGCGUGUGAUUCUAUUGGAGGAGUCUGCACGCAAAAAUUUGACACAAAUGACAUCAAAUACAAAUGACGUUAUUCUCUCCUUUGACAGUCGUGUAAAGUCUCUUGAGGUGGCUGUGGGUGAAAUACGGGCGAAAGAACCACUUCCCCCAACACCGUCAGAACAACUACCCUCUUCUUUGUCGUUAUUAACGAUGAAUGAUGUCCCGCUUCAGAUGGCUGCAAUGGGCGAACGCGUAACCAAACUAGAGAGUUGGAUUACCACCAUGCAUAAAACGGAAAAGGAUGCCGUGGUGGGAGCGGAGGGUUUUUUGCACGGGGAUCGCCUGGCAAGCUUGGAGAGUUCGAUGGUGACAUGCAAACGUGAAGUGGAGGAGAAUUCAAGACUUGUUGCCGUUUGCCAGAGGCGUAUUGAUGAAUGGGCGGAGCGCCUAACAGGGGAUGAUUCGGCGAGAAAAACAACAACUGCAGCGGUUAUUAAAAGUGGUGAUUUUCUGGCGGGUGUGAUGGAGAGACUUCAACGAGUGGAGUCCAAGACGGAGCAAAUAGAACAAAGUGUGAUUGCUGAACAGAAGAAAGAUACUGAGAUGAAAACAAAAAGAUACGUGGAGGCCCGAUUCAAAACUUUAUGGGAGUCUAUUCUGCGUUCCAUCGCACCCAAAGUGGACCGCAAGGAGGUGAAUGAAAAUCUGACGGAAUUGCAGCGUUGGGCAAAGGAUUAUGUCGAAGUUCAAUUGAAUGCAUCUACGCGUGAGUUGAAGUCCGCCAUUGAAGAGUGUGUGAGUAUCACGGAGGUGCGGGAGUUGGUUUUAGGCGCACGAGGGAGUGCUGCAUAG
Messenger RNA from Trypanosoma cruzi, 3357 nucleotides. RefSeq lists its product as uncharacterized. NCBI's taxonomy places the organism in Eukaryota, Euglenozoa, Kinetoplastea, Trypanosomatida, Trypanosomatidae. The transcript has a single exon. The record is from RefSeq and is a predicted model, not a curated record. The coding region runs from base 1 to 3357 and encodes 1118 amino acids.